Messenger RNA from Trematomus bernacchii (emerald rockcod), 993 nucleotides. It is a transcript of the gene ccl25a, whose product is annotated as chemokine (C-C motif) ligand 25a. The transcript is spliced from 5 exons. Gene Ontology annotation, biological process: positive regulation of GTPase activity; positive regulation of ERK1 and ERK2 cascade; cellular response to interleukin-1. The record is from RefSeq and is a predicted model, not a curated record. Lineage: Eukaryota; Metazoa; Chordata; Actinopteri; Perciformes; Nototheniidae. Bases 90 to 404 code for a protein of 104 amino acids. Gene Ontology annotation, cellular component: extracellular region. Gene Ontology annotation, molecular function: CCR chemokine receptor binding; chemokine activity.
UAUAAGCAACCUCGCCUCACCUGCACAGACACAAGAAGAGAGAAGGGAAUACAUCUGCAACUUAAGAGAGCUGCUAUACAGACCUCACCAUGCGGUUCAACACGCUCAUCUUGCUGAGUCUGACUUGUGUCUGCCUUGCACUCGCUCAAACGACCCAUGAAGACUGCUGUUUGAAGUACGUGAAACAGUUGGGCAGGAGCACUCAAAGACAUGCAGUGGCCUACAGAUUGCAGGUACCAGAUGGAGGCUGUAACAUCCCUGCUGUUAUCUUCACCAUGAAGAGGGGGCGUGAGUUUUGUGCAAACCCCAGAGAGAAAUGGGUCCCAGUUCUGAAGGAGAAGAUUGACAGACGCCCAAGGGGUCACAAGAAACCCAUGAAGCACAAUCAGCCGUACAGAGGCUGAGGGCGUCUGCCAGCUGAAAUGGCCCAGAGUCAUCCCACCUUCAUCUGCCAAAUCUUAUCAUUAAGCAACACACGGUUUUAUGGUGUCUUUCUGGAAUCUAGUCGAUGAGGCUGGCCAAGGAAAUCUUCAAGCAUUACUUUUGCUUUCACUCUGCACUAAGAUAAAGGUCAACGCUUGGGUAGAAUCGCAGCAGCACCUUGUUGUUUGAGGAUGAACUGCUGCCGACGGGCCGCGACAUAUAAACGCCUUCAGUAGCAUGGCUGCUCCAAUGAGAAUACUUUUGUGACCGUUUUCUUGCCUUUUAAUACAUGAGGUGUUCAAUAAGCUGCUUAAUAAAUGGUGAUCAGUGUAAAUGAUAAUAAUACAUGUGCUAUUUAGAGUACUUCUUGCCUGAGAUGGCCAUCAAUAAUCGUUUAUAUACAAACACUAAUCAUUAAAUGUAAAUGCAUUUGGGAAAUCUGUCUCAUAAGAAACUCUUGUCUUAACUUUUUUCUGAAAUGUUAAACUGUCUGUCUUUUCAUACAUUUUUUGUAUAUGUAUUUGUUCCUAUAUAAGCAUUAUUUCAAUAAAUGUUGCUUAUCAUCCCCAA